CUCUCUCUCUCUCUCUCUCUCUCUCUCUAUAGAGCAGCAGCAACAGCCGUCCAAAUCCGCCACAAUCCGUCAUGCGGCCUUAAAUCGUAAUCUGCACAUCCAAACACUCCAUUCCCGAAAUGGGACCGUACGACACGGCAAUCUCCCCUACCACCACCAACUCCUCUCCAUGCGGCCCAUCCAAGCUCUCGGAGAUCGACGGCCUCCUCGCAGGGGCGGGCUACCACAUCCGGUCGUCGGAUCUACGCCACGUGGCUCAGAGGCUAGAGCAUCUAGAGUCAGCGAUGGUCAACCAAGCUCCCGAGAACAUCUCCAACCUAGCCUCAGAGGCCGUACACUACAACCCCUCCGACCUAGCGUCCUGGGUCGAGUCCAUGCUCUCCGAGUUCCACCAUUCACCACCGUCUCAUCUCCUCCCCACCUUCUCAGACCCACAGAAGCCUUCCCCGAUGCUCGAUACGUGGCAACCCGACCCCUGCACGGACCCGAUGCAGCAGCAGCAGCUGACAGUUAUGGCGGCCUUGGAGGAAGAGGACUCCGGCAUCCGGCUCGUGCACCUGCUGAUGACGUGUGCCGAGGCGAUGCAACGUGGCGAGAUCGCAUUGGCGGGGUCACUGAUCGACGAGAUGCGACUUCUCCUGACACGCGUCAACACCGGAUGCGGCAUCGGGAAAGUCGCCAGCUACUUCAUCGACGCUCUAAGCCGGCGGCUCUUCUCGCCGGCCCAGACGGGGCCGGACUGCUCCGGUUCGGCUCUUGAGAACGAGAUCCUCUACCACCAUUUCUACGAGGCUUGCCCCUACCUCAAAUUCGCCCACUUCACCGCCAAUCAAGCCAUCCUCGAGGCAUUCCACGGCCACGAUUGCGUCCACGUCAUCGACUUCAACCUGAUGCACGGCCUGCAAUGGCCCGCCCUGAUCCAAGCCCUCGCGCUCCGCCCUGGUGGCCCACCGUUCCUCCGCCUGACCGGCAUCGGCCCACCUUCCCCUGACGGCCGCGACUCCCUCCGCGAGAUCGGCCUCCGACUCGCCGAGCUGGCUCGGUCCGUCCGCGUCCGGUUCGCCUUCCGCGGCGUUGCGGCGUCUCGGCUCGACGACGUCAAGCCGGGGAUGCUCCAGGUGGGCCCCAGGGAAGCCGUGGCCGUCAAUUCGGUAAUGCAGCUCCACCGGCUUCUCGGCUCAGACACGAGCCGUGGCCCCGCACCGAUCGACUCGGUGCUCGGGUGGAUACACGGGCUGAACCCGAAGAUCGUGACCGUUGUCGAGCAAGAAGCAGAUCACAACGGUCCGAAAUUCGUGGACCGGUUCACCGAAUCGCUCUACUACUACUCGACUAUGUUCGACUCGCUCGAAGCGUGCGCGCUGCAGCCCGAGAAGGCGGUGGCGGAGAUGUACAUACAGAAGGAGAUUUGCAACAUCUUGUGCUGCGAGGGCGCCGCACGUGUCGAGCGACACGAGCCCUUGGCUAAAUGGAGGGCCCGGAUGGUUCGAGCCGGCUUCAAGCCACUCCACCUCGGCUCCAACGCCUUCAAGCAGGCUAGCAUGCUGCUCACGCUCUUCUCGGCGCAGGGCUACUGCGUGGAGGAGAACGGCGGGUGCCUCACCUUGGGCUGGCAUAGCCGGCCGCUCAUCGCGGCUUCGUCUUGGCAAGCCGCUGAGCCGCAGGCCCAGCCGGCUCGAGAUACAAUAGAAUAAGCUGUAUUAAUUUAUGCUCUCUCUCUCUCUCUCAAAUCAAUUUUACAUCCAUGUCGUAAUUUAGAGUAAUUUAGAGAGAGAUUUUUUCUUUUUU
Messenger RNA from Magnolia sinica, 1788 nucleotides. Its product is annotated as protein SLENDER RICE1-LIKE 1-like. Gene Ontology annotation, cellular component: nucleus. Gene Ontology annotation, molecular function: DNA-binding transcription factor activity; sequence-specific DNA binding. Lineage: Eukaryota; Viridiplantae; Streptophyta; Magnoliopsida; Magnoliales; Magnoliaceae. The record is from RefSeq and is a predicted model, not a curated record. The transcript has a single exon. Gene Ontology annotation, biological process: regulation of DNA-templated transcription. Bases 120 to 1694 code for a protein of 524 amino acids.